This is a messenger RNA of Poeciliopsis prolifica (blackstripe livebearer), 1004 nucleotides long. Its product is annotated as trypsin-4-like. The record is from RefSeq and is a predicted model, not a curated record. Gene Ontology annotation, molecular function: serine-type endopeptidase activity. The coding region runs from base 63 to 812 and encodes 249 amino acids. Lineage: Eukaryota; Metazoa; Chordata; Actinopteri; Cyprinodontiformes; Poeciliidae. The transcript has 6 exons. Gene Ontology annotation, biological process: proteolysis.
UUGUGAACAGAGUUUAAAAGCUUGUGCAAGACACCAGACAUUCACAGGAAGCUGGACCAGCAAUGGCUCUGCUGAAGGUUCUGCUGCUGCUGGGGCUGGGUAUUUCAGUGAACUCAGCUGUUUCUCUCCAAAAGAGAAUCAUUGGAGGUGAAAACUGUAAAGACAGUGAGCGUCUUUAUUAUGUCCGGCUGGAGACCAGCAUUGAUAAUGUCAUUAUCCGCUGUGGAGGAUCUCUGAUCCACGCUGAGUGGAUCCUGACUGCAGCUCACUGCGUGAUGUUCUGGCCAGGAUGGACUAACGUAGCAAUCGUAAAAGUUCAUCCACGGACUGCUGGGCAGGAGAGACAAUUGAUCCAACAAAAUCCUUUGAUUUAUUCUCGCGAUGACAGGUAUCAUGGCAUCAUGUUGGUGAAGCUUCAGACACCAGUAACAGGUGUCCCACUUGCUCAGUUACCAGACUGCAGGCAUCGUCUUAAAGUAGACAAUGUUGUUCAACUGGCCGGAGAGGGACCAACAUCGCUCGAUACCAAUAAUCAGCAAUCAAUCAAUGUUGCUGUUCCAGCACAUCUUCAAUGUGUCGACAUCAAUGUUGUUUCACUUCCCGCUGCCAUGCCAGUGUACGGGAAUGUAUUCACUGCUUCAGCACCCAACAAGGAUAUCUGCUAUGGUGAUGAUGGUGGAGCAGCGGUGCACAACGGCAUGAUUUAUGGUGUGAUUUCUCAUGGUGGACCAGAUGCAUGUCAGAAACCAGUUGUAAUCAUGAAUGUGUGUAUAUACAAAAAGUGGAUAAAAAAAAGAACUGGGCUUCAAUGAAAAAUAAACUGUAAUGAAAUAAAAUUCUCAGUAAAUUUCCUCUCACAUAUAAUUGUGUCUUCAUCAGUUUGAUUCACAUGUUUGUAGAGUUAGAAUAAAUCAAAAGUUGAGUUUUUUCUCACCUGAUCUUGACCUCCCUAAUGGAGCUUUCUCUGCCUCAGAAAUGAAAAAUAAAUCAAUACAUGAAACAGA